AUGAAUGUCUAUAAGAACUGUGUACGCACGGAUUUCGUCGGCCACCGGUUGUGCUUGUGUGUUCUUAUGUGCACACCGUACGACAAGACAACGGCCUGGCAGAUGGUGGCUUCCCGACACCGAGGCGUCAUCUAUCUACGUAUCCAUCCGACAAAGAAGGAAGUGCACGAAUACCUCAAAGGGAGGAAGGACAACUGCUCUGUGGAUCGCAUGACAUACUGGGGCAUCAAGUUUCACCGCAUCAUGAGCACAACUGAGCCAUGGGUGGCAUCCGAGGAAGGGGAUGUGCUGAGAGAAGGUGAGUCGUACAACACCGUCUUGCGUGGCCAGAUUGGAAUGCACACAUUUGUGGUAUCCGGAGAAGUAAAAGCUGUGGACCCUUCUGUUGAGUGCAAGCCAGGUUCUACAGCAAGCUACGUGGAUUUCAAGACGAACCGUGUCUUCUCCGAUGGAUCACACCACUUGAAUUUUCACAGGCACAAGCUGCUCUCCUGGUGGGCCAAGUCGCGUCUUGGAGGCGUACCAAAAGGAUUGUGUGGUUUUCGAGAUGACGAUGGCAUUGUCAGGCACGUCCAGGAGUUUGAUGUGAGCACACUGCCAGACAAGGCCAAGGGACUGUGGUCAGAAGAUGUGUGCAUGCAGUUCCUGGAUGAUGCGCUUAACUUCAUCAAACAGCAUGUUAAAGGUGACGAUGGGAGGUUAGUUCUUUAUGCUGUGGUCAUGUUCAAGUAA
This is a messenger RNA of Rhipicephalus microplus (southern cattle tick), 732 nucleotides long. Its product is annotated as decapping and exoribonuclease protein-like. Gene Ontology annotation, molecular function: mRNA 5'-diphosphatase activity. Lineage: Eukaryota; Metazoa; Arthropoda; Arachnida; Ixodida; Ixodidae. Gene Ontology annotation, cellular component: nucleus; cytosol. Gene Ontology annotation, biological process: NAD-cap decapping; nuclear-transcribed mRNA catabolic process. The record is from RefSeq and is a predicted model, not a curated record.